This is a messenger RNA of Ustilago hordei, 1809 nucleotides long. RefSeq names its product putative dihydroxy-acid dehydratase. The transcript has a single exon. Gene Ontology annotation, molecular function: dihydroxy-acid dehydratase activity. Gene Ontology annotation, cellular component: mitochondrion. Bases 1 to 1809 code for a protein of 602 amino acids. Lineage: Eukaryota; Fungi; Basidiomycota; Ustilaginomycetes; Ustilaginales; Ustilaginaceae. The record is from RefSeq and is a predicted model, not a curated record. Gene Ontology annotation, biological process: branched-chain amino acid biosynthetic process.
AUGGCGCACGGGGAAGUCGAGCUUCGUCCCCCCUUCUCUGCUCCCCGCAAUGGCUCUGGCUCUGGCGACACAAUCAAACCCAAACUCAACAAAAUCAGCUCGUUUAUAACUCAAUCCGAAGACAAAGGUGCAGCCCAAUCCAUGCUCCACGCAUGUGGCAUCACGGUGGAAGACUUUGACAAGCCUCAAGUCGGAAUCUCUUCCGUUUGGUGGGAAGGCAACCCUUGCAACACCCACCUACUUGAAUUCGGACGCAAGAUCAAACAAGGAUGCGAAGCGGUAGGUUUGGUGGGUUUACAGAAUAACACCGUGGGCGUGUCGGAUGCGAUUACGAUGGGAGGUUAUGGUAUGCAAUAUUCUCUUCCCUCUAGGGAGUUGAUUGCUGAUUCGAUCGAGACGAUUACCAUGGCUCAGUAUCAUGAUGCCAACGUCUCGAUUCCAGGUUGUGAUAAAAAUAUGCCUGGAGUCCUAAUUUCGGCGGCCAGACACAACAGACCUACCAUUGUAGUGUACGGAGGAACGAUUCAGCCAGGGAAGCAUGGUAUGGACGUUCCUGGGCUGGGGAGGAAAAAGGGCGAUCCAUGCAAUGUUGCAGAUAACUUCGAAGCAACCGGUGCAUAUGCAAAGGGUCUCAUUACGCCGGAAGAGCGGGUUGAUUUGAUUAGGAACGCUUGUCCGGGUCCAGGUGCUUGUGGAGGUAUGUAUACGGCUAAUACUCUGUCGACUGCGAUUGAGGUUAUGGGUAUGGGUCUGCCGAUGACGUCGAGUAUUCCUGCUGUGUAUCCGGAGAAGCUGCAAGAAUGUCUUCGUGUGGGAGGAUACAUCAAGAAUCUUCUCGAGAAGGACAUUAAGCCGCUGGACAUCAUGACGAAGGAGACGUUUGAGAACGCGAUCACGAUGACCCACAUCAUGGGUGGUUCAACGAAUGCGGUUCUCCAUCUCAUCGCUGUCGCUCGUGCUGCUGAGGUCGAUAUCACCAUCGAUGACUUCCAAAGGAUCGGUGAUAAGACUCCCAUGCUGGCCGACGUCAAGCCUUCGGGCAAAUACUACAUGGAGGACAUUCACAAGAUCGGUGGUGUUCCUCGAGUUCUCAAGUAUAUCCUCGACAACACCGACCUCCUCCACGGUGAUGUUAUGACGGUCACGGGCAAAACAAUGCGGGAGAACCUCGCCGAAGUAGAACCACUCGAAUUCGAAACGCAAGACAUCAUCCGACCUCUUAGCAACCCUAUCAAAGCUACAGGCCAUCUCACUAUUAUGCGUGGCUCUCUGUGCCCCGGUGGUGCAGUAUCCAAGCUCACUGGUAAAGAAGGUCUUACUUUUGACGGAAACGCUGUUGUGUUCGAUGACGAGUUUGGUGUUACCGACGCUAUCGCUGAAGGUAGGGUUAAAGCAGGUAGUGUGGUGGUGAUCAGAUAUGUCGGACCAAAAGGAGGGCCGGGUAUGCCAGAGAUGUUGGGUCCUACUGGUGCAAUUAUGGGUGCUGGGCUGGGUAAGAGUGUUGCGCUGAUUACAGAUGGUCGUUUCUCCGGUGCUUCUCAUGGAUUCUGUACCGGUCAUGUUGUGCCGGAGGCCGCUGAGGGUGGUCCAAUCGCACUUGUACAAGAUGGCGACAGGAUUACCAUUGACGCUAACACAAGGGAGAUCAACUUGCACAUCAGCGAAGAGGAGAAGCAGAAGAGGAAGGAAAAGUGGGUUAAGGAGAAGAAGGGAAAGCAUAUCAAGCACAAGCGUGGUUGGUUGUACAAGUUCGCUCGAGACGUACAGAACGCUUCGGAAGGAUGUAUUACUGAUCGUGACUUGUUCUGA